AUGUCCAAGGCAGUAUAUAUCUCAACCAUUGAUGGCAAGCCUGGCAAGCCGGGCCAGGUCUAUUAUCCGCUCACCUUGCGCACCCUGCCCCAGCCUUCCCCGCAAGGGCGAGAGCUACUGGUGAAGCUGACCGCCGCCUCCCUCAACCACCGUGACCUCUUCCUCCGCCAGCAUCUAUACCCCGGUGUGACAUUCGAUGUUCCCCUCCUCGCAGAUGGUGUCGGUGUUGUCGUGGGCACCGGCCCUAAUGUGUCCAAUGCCGACAAGUGGCAGGGCAAACGCGUUAUUCUGAACCCGGGUGUUGGCUGGAAAGAUUGCCCCGAUGGGCCGGAGGAGGAAACUGGAUACCGGAUCAUGGGAGGCACCAAGUUCUAUGAUAAGGGUACUCUGCAAGAGUACAUUACGAUUGAUGAAUCAGAAGUCGAAGAGGCACCCGCCCAUCUCUCCGAUGCGGAGGCUGCGGCCCUGCCCCUGGUGGGUUUGACUGGAUGGCGAGCACUGGUCUCCAAGGCUGGCGAGCGGAACUCCAAGGAUGGUGCUGCAAUCUUGAUCACCGGUAUUGGCGGCGGUGUUGCAUUGAUGGUGCUCCGAUUUGCGGUCGCUCGCGGCGCUCAUGUCUUUGUGACUAGCUCGAGCCAGGAGAAGAUCCAGAAGGCAAUUGAGCUUGGUGCUGCCGGCGGCGUGAGCUAUAAAGAAGAAGGAUGGGAUAAGAAGCUUCUGAGCAUGCUUCCAUCUGGCAAAAAGAACUUUGAUGCCAUUAUCGACGGUGCCGGUGGCGAUUCGAUUGAGAAGGCUGCUCGGCUGCUCAAGGCUGGUGGUGUUCUUUCUGUCUACGGAAUGACCGUCUCCCCAAAGAUGCCAUUCACAAUGCAGACUGUGCUGAAGAACAUCGAUGUCCGCGGAUCCACAAUGGGUUCGCGCAAGGAAUUCAAAGAUAUGGUCGACUUUGUGGCUGCUAAAAAGAUCCAGCCUGUUGUAUCGCGAGUGCUGAAGACCGAAAUUGAUGACCUGGCUGCCAUUGACGGACUCUUUGAGGACAUGAAGCAAGGCACUCAAUUCGGAAAGCUAGUUAUUGAAUUUGGGAAACACUCGGCCAGCAAGCUGUAA
Molecule: messenger RNA, 1107 nt
Organism: Penicillium cataractarum
Lineage: Eukaryota; Fungi; Ascomycota; Eurotiomycetes; Eurotiales; Aspergillaceae
Product: putative alcohol dehydrogenase
Exons: 2
Coding region: 1-1107 (368 amino acids)
Molecular function (GO): oxidoreductase activity
Source: RefSeq, a predicted model, not a curated record